GAGAAGGCCCUGGAAGCAAACGAACGUGUUUUUUUUCCUUUCUAGUGGAACAACGCAGUGGUGGUCGACUGCGUUUUUUUUUUGCUUUGUCACUGUUGUUGUUCGCUCCAGUGCGGCAACCAGAUAGUCCUGUACACCUUCUUCGCCCCACAACAACACCCCCAAAAGCCUCUCGACGCGCAAAAUGCCCGGGGAUGGCAGCGAGAGCGCUCUCUCGGGGCUUCGCCUCUACGAAGGCUUGGUCAAAUCGCCCAACUCCCCGCGCGCAUCGAUCAGCAGCUACUCUUCGUUCCCGUCUUCCACGCCAAACCACGCAGCGAUGACCCCCAGGGAUUCAAUAGCUAUGAAAAGUGAAGCUUCGGGUUUUCUUUCAUCCCGAAGGACGACGUUAACCUCCAUCGCAGACUCCGACUCGUCGCCCUUCUCACCGAGACGGGAUUCGCUGCAGCCCGUCUCUAGCUUCUCCACGACACCGUCCCCGAAAGCAGACGCCGCCGCCGACGGUGUAAAGUUUGUGGACGAGAGCAAGGCUGCAUCUGGCAAGCGCAAACGCGCGACCCGUGCGACUCCCAUACGUCUUGUGAGCGGCAUGCAGGGCACGGUGCUACCGGAGCACCACGGCGCACUGCCCAAGAUGGGUCACACGGCCGUUUGCUACCAGCAGGGUGUGUACGUGUUUGGUGGCGUGAAUACGAAAGGGCAGUACAGCAACCACGUCUUCUGUCAUGAGAAGCGAAACCUGUCCUGGCAUGAAAUACGCGGUGUCGGUGUGGUGCCACGCGGGCGCGCCAACCACGCCGCCGUCCUCAUCGAAAGUAAGAUCUACGUCUUUGGCGGGCACCGACAGCUGGAGGUGUUCGACGAUCUGUUUGCCUACGAUAUCGUAACAAGCAGGUGGGAGAAGAUCAGCUACGAGCAGACGCAGGGUCCUGGUGGCGUCUUCCUUCACUGCAUGGUCCAUGUCCCCUCAUCGGACAGCCUCUUCGUUGUGGGUGGUGUGCACCAUCGCGAGCAGAACAGCUACCUCGGUCACUUGUUCGACAUCCGCAAUCGUGUAUGGAGCGGCGUGCCGCCGCCGCCCGCGGUGGACCCGCAGCACCUGCAGCUGGUCGCCGGCGCGUAUCACGAGCCCAGCAACUGCGUGGUGGUGCUCGGCUUAGAGGAGAGAGACGUCAUGAAGUCAGACUACGUGGCUGUCCCCUACGUCUACCUCUUCCAACCGCAGUCCUUUGCGUGGCGGCGGGUGGAGACGCCGACGGCGCCGGAGAGCCCGUUGCCCUUCCGCAUCGGGACGCUGUGGGAGCGUUUUCUCCACCUACUCAUCACCUCCGGCGGCGGCUUCUACGACUCCGUAUUGCAGGAAUGGAUGUUCCCGUUCCCGCUUUCGUCAUCGCCCAAGCCUGCCGCGGCCGCAGCGCCGGGAACGCAGAAGAAGACUGCCCCACCCCUACCAGCGCUGCCCCCGCCCCCGACGAACAAGCUAGGAUUCUUGGUGCUGAACUUACGCGAGAUGUCCUGGUCGCUCGUGCUGUGCAAGUUUCCGCGCAAGCUCCUCGCCGAGGUGAAGAUGUACAACGCCGCCGAGCGUCGCAAGGAGGAGCGAAACACUUCGCGUGGCAACGGCGGCGUCAACCCUUUAUCUCCGCAGGCGAACCGCUCCUCCUCCUUUACCCGGGCCAACCGAAGCGAAAGCGGCGUGCUGAACAUCUCGGGGCUGGCUCGUGCGAUGGCUCCGAACAACAGCGUUGCCGGCGUGUUUGGGCAGCGCCUCCCUCGCCGCAACUUAAGUUCGUCCUCUUCACAGGGCGUGACGUGGGGGGAGGACGCCGAUGUCAGCUUAGUCAGCGGUGGCACCGCGGGUGCUGGUAGAAGAAGCGGCGAUGCGGAUGCGCUCUACCCCGGCGGGGACCGCUAUCGUCGCAUCAUUAACUUCCAAGACGUGCCUGAGUUUACGCGGAAGUUUGUGCUGGUUGCGGUGCGCGAUGCGCCUCUCAGGAACGGUAAGCUGCGGCCGAUCCAGUACAUUGUACUCCAUGGGGGGCUGGUGGAGCAGCGGGACUACUCAAUGCUCGCCUUCAAGCCGAAGCUGACCCGCGUGGACGCGCUGGCCGCGACGAAGCAGAACGGGCAGAUAACCGGGCUGGUCCAGAAAUCGUCCUACCGCGCCCUGCGCGGAACGCGUAACAGCAUCACCAGCGGGCCUAUCGACGGCGAGGAGAUGAACGACGAGUGCAACAGCAAUGCCUUUACACCGACAACCGACGCGGAGUUCUUCAGCGAACUCUUUCAAGACAGCACAGGAGGAGCUGGUGGCGGUGCAGCUGGUGCGCAGAAGAGGUUCGGCGAUGCCGGCAGGCCGAGCUACGUGAGCAUGGAGGACGCAGAGAUCGACGCCUUCUCGCAGACGUUCCGCAACAGCGCUAGUGACGAGGAGCUUGGGCAGAACCUCGGCAACCUCGAAGACGGCGGCGCCCAGCUGCAGCGCACCUCACUCUUGCCGACGCUGCCCAGCGCCCGCACUCAGCGCAACGCCCACCGCUUUGCCCUCCAGUACACCGCUGAGAACGCGGUGCACACAGAGAGUCUGCUGCCCUACGCCAACAUACCCGUCGCGGUGCUGCAGUCCUCACACGACGUGUACAAGUGGUCCAAGAACUACUACAGCUAUCAGCGGCGUUGGCUCUCGGAGAAGCUGCGGGACGCGCUGUCGGAAGAUCGCAAGCUGCGGCGGCUGCGCCGGGCCGCCAACGCGCGCAGCGGGCGGCCGACUUCCGCGGGCGGCAGCAGUGCCGCCCGGGCCUCCCGCAACUCCAUGCAGUCCGACGUCAGCCUCGACGAUUCAGACUCCCUCAUGGAGUCGUUGUACAUGUGCGAGUCCGUGACAACCCUGGCGCGCGGCGGUAAGUCGACGAAGAAGAAGCGCUCGACCAUACAAGCCUUUGAGGACCAACUGGCGAUGGAGGCGGCUGCCGCGGCGGUGGAGAACCAAGAGGCCCCGAAGCGCCGCGUUCAGGACUUCUUCGAGGAGCGCCACCUGGAGCCUUUUGUAGCCGAAGAUGUGGCGCAGUUAACACGUUUGAGCUACGACGCCUCCACCAUGCCGGACGAACGUGUCAAGACGAAGAAGCUCAAGAGGAAGCAGAGCAUGUCAACGGACGCGUCCAGGUCGAAGAAAUCCAAGGCCGCAUCUGACGUCGGUGCAGCAGGCUCCAAAAGAAGAGGCUCCAAGGCCGGUGCACCUUCAGCGGCGUCCCACGCGCCAGCUGCUGUCGCGGCGGCACGGCCACCAAAUGCGCUUGCGCCUAUCGUGUGCCAGUCCAUUGCCUCCCGGGUGAGCUUUGAGCGUUUCAGUAUGGUGCCCAAGCGCCGUAGCGGACGCGAGCGCUGCAGCUCGGUUGGCUGUCCGGUUGUGAGCGACGGUGGCCACAACGAAGUUGCCCGCAACGUCUCUCAGUUGUUGAUGCACAACGCACUUGACCGCUUUCGCACCGACGACGACAGCGUCGAGACACGGAGCCGAAAGGCGCGGCUGCGGUGGCGCUUUCUGCGGGCCCUGGUGUGCACCGGAGAGGCGUCGUACGUGAUGUAUUUGGCAAGCCAGGCGCAGUUCAAGAUGAAGGGCAUCACGGUGUCUAGCACACCGGGGCUUGUGUUGGCACCAGAGCUGCAUUUGGUGGGGCCCUCGCAGGCGUACAGAGUGCCGUCUAAACCGGUCCCCUACAAGGUGUCGAACUCGUCCGGCACCGCACAGGCGCCCCCUCCGACAUCCGCUUCCGCUGCCCGUUUCACCCAAGUGACGAACUCUGGCAUGGUGGUGUACCACUCGCUUUGCUGA
Molecule: messenger RNA, 3835 nt
Organism: Leptomonas pyrrhocoris
Lineage: Eukaryota; Euglenozoa; Kinetoplastea; Trypanosomatida; Trypanosomatidae
Exons: 1
Coding region: 344-3835 (1163 amino acids)
Molecular function (GO): protein binding
Source: RefSeq, a predicted model, not a curated record